UAUAUAUAUAUUCAAAGUGCAGGGGCGUCUUUUUUCCCGUUUUGUUUUUUUGUUUUGUUUUUGCUUUUAGGGUGGAUGUUGCUUGUUCCAACGGCAGCUAGUCUCUCCUGUUGCUGCUGGAGAGAGAGAUUUCAUCUUCCAUGCGUAAGGGCGCCGACGGGAUAUCGGACUACUCAUGUUUCUUUUUAAAGGAUUAGCCCCAUUGCUGGUAAAGGAGAUAAUUGAGUGAUUGGAUUUUUUUACCCCCCCUCCCCCCAAAACAAAGACUCCACACCGAACUCGUCGAUUAAGGCACGCCUGAAACGAAGAAGUAAGAGUAAGCCAACUUCUUGAAUUCCCGAACUUUGGAGGGGUUGAACAGCCAGCUGGGAAGUGAAGCCAGUUCCUGCGGUCGAAGUUGUGAAGGAUCCUCCCCUCCUCCGUCCCAAGAUUGCUUCGCGGCCGACCGAAGAAAGAAGACGACGCUGUUGGGCGCCGUCAAGCUCUCUCUGUCUUCGGUGGAAGAGAAUACACCGGAGUAGCGUUUCGCCUUGCAACCCUAGCAAAGAAUUACCAUCCAGCCCUUGGCGAGCGAUUAACGAGAGAGCCGGUUUGGCGAGCGAUCCGCCUCUUUCACCUCCUCCACCCGAGAGCAGACUGCGGGAAGAGCGAAGCCAGCCUUGUGCCGCCGCUGGCCCUCUCGGGGGUCUGGGCUGGGCGCCGCCGAUGCUUUGAGACUCAAGUGCCUGUGGGCUGUGAAGAGCCGCUUCCCGCCGCUUGCUGCCAGCCCGCCGCGCUCGUUCUUUUCCUUGCCGCUGCCUCGGAUCAUGGAUCGAGGACCGAGAGCAACGAGGCCGGCCCCUGCUUCCUCGGGCCUGGUCGUCUUCCUGGGCUUCCUAUGCGGGAUUCCCUGGGGCUCUGGCGCCCAAUCUUACCAUGGGGAGAAAGGAAUUUCUGUCCCGGACCACGGCUUCUGUCAGCCCAUUUCGAUUCCUCUCUGCACGGACAUCGCCUAUAACCAGACCAUCCUGCCCAACCUCCUGGGGCACACCAACCAAGAAGACGCCGGGUUGGAAGUCCAUCAGUUCUACCCGCUGGUGAAAGUGCAGUGCUCGCCGGAGCUGCGCUUCUUCCUUUGCUCCAUGUACGCGCCCGUCUGCACCGUCUUGGAACAGGCCAUCCCGCCCUGCCGAUCCCUGUGCGAGCGGGCUCGCCAGGGCUGCGAGGCCCUGAUGAACAAGUUUGGCUUCCAGUGGCCCGAGCGGCUCCGCUGCGAAAACUUCCCCAUGCACGGCGCAGGUGAGAUCUGCGUGGGGCAGAAUACUUCGGACACUUCGGGAGCGGGAGGAGGGCCCCCCGAAAGUGCCACCGCUUAUCCCACCCCGUAUCUGCCCCAUCCCACAGCUCACCCCCUGCUCCCCACCAAUUCUGGCUUCUCCUGCCCACGGCAGCUCAAAGUACCCCCCUACCUGGGCUACCGCUUUUUGGGUGAGAGGGACUGUGGUGCCCCUUGUCAACCAGAACGCCCCAAUGGACUGAUGUACUUCAAGGAGGCUGAGGUUCGCUUUGCCCGUCUACUGGUAGGCAUCUGGUCAAUCCUAUGUUGUGCCUCCACCCUCUUCACUGUCCUGACCUAUCUGGUGGACAUGAGACGCUUCAGCUACCCUGAGCGACCCAUCAUCUUCCUCUCUGGCUGCUAUUUCAUGGUGGCAGUGGCCUAUGUGGCUGGCUUCCUGCUGGAAGACAAAGUGGUGUGUGUGGAAGGUUUCUCAGAAGAUGGCUACCGCACUGUGGUGCAGGGCACCAAGAAAGAAGGGUGCACCAUCCUUUUCAUGAUCCUCUACUUCUUUGGCAUGGCCAGUUCCAUCUGGUGGGUGAUCCUCUCCCUCACCUGGUUCCUUGCUGCUGGCAUGAAGUGGGGCCAUGAGGCCAUUGAGGCCAAUUCCCAGUACUUUCACCUGGCUGCCUGGGCCGUGCCUGCCAUCAAGACCAUCACCAUCUUAGCCAUGGGACAGGUGGAUGGGGACGUGCUCAGUGGAGUCUGUUAUGUGGGCAUCUACAGUGUAGACGCAUUGCGGGGCUUUGUCUUGGCCCCACUCUUUGUCUACCUCUUCAUUGGCACCUCCUUCCUGCUGGCUGGCUUUGUGUCCCUCUUCCGUAUACGGACCAUCAUGAAACAUGAUGGCACCAAAACCGAAAAGUUGGAGAAGCUCAUGGUGAGGAUUGGCAUUUUUAGUGUCCUCUACACAGUGCCUGCCACUAUUGUGUUGGCUUGCUACUUCUAUGAGCAGGCCUUCCGGGACAUGUGGGAGAAAACCUGGCUCCUGCAGAACUGCAAAAGCUAUGCCAUUGCUUGCCCCACCAAUGUUGCCCCAAUGAGCCCCGACUUCACUGUCUUUUUGAUCAAGUAUCUCAUGACCAUGAUUGUGGGUAUCACAACUGGCUUCUGGAUUUGGACUGGCAAAACACUCCAAUCUUGGAGGCGCUUUUACCACAGACUCAGCACUGGAAGCAAAGGAGAGACUGCUGUAUGAGGGUCCCUUGGCUUCUUCUCCCCUUGCGUUGCAAGGAACAAGGGCUUGGACCAUUAUUCCUUCAGACUACCUUUGCUUCUCACCAAGAGACCCUCCAUCUCUAGACUGUGCUUCAGAAUAAAUAUUCUCUGAGAAUUUGCUUAUUCCCUCAUCAUGGCCUUCUCACUUUCCAAAUGGUUCUGCAGUAUCUGUUUAGAGUAUGUGGCAUAGUGCCAAGAAUGGAAGUUUGGGACAAAAAGAGGGAAAAAAAACAAGCUAUCUUUUUUACUGCGUGACAGGGUGCCAAAUCAGACCCCUCCCCCAAAUCAGCAUCUUAGUUUACAGUCUUUCUAAAGUUACCCAGGAAGCUCUGAGAAGGGAGAAAGUGUGUGUUUGUGUAUGCGCACACGUGUUCAUGUUCACUCCUUUUAAAAAAGGAAAUUGCCAAAUAAGUCUUAAUGGGGGUUCCUCCAUAUUGUAGCAGUGCAGUCCACUGCAAACUUACUUGGAAGUUUAAACUCCACCGGAUUCAAUGGGACCGACUCCUAAGUAAAGGCAUAAUGGUUUCCAGCGAUGCAAACUUGCCUUGGGAGCAAGUUACCUCACACUUAGUUGAGCUUAACUUCUGAAUCCGCAGCGCAUGGGUUUGGUCAGGCUGUAAGGAAAAUUCUGCAUUCCAGUUUUCAAAGUUUUCUUCCUGGCUGAUUUGGGUUUUGGCAAAAGAGUCUUGCUGAGGUUUUAGGGAGGAGCAAGGGUGGGGGAGGAAAGAAAAGGGUCUGAAAAAGAAGUGACAUGUUGAUUUUUGAUAGAAUGGCUUUAACUCUCUUGUCUUUUGUUAGAGGAGACAAAAGAGAAACAAAAGUGGGUUUCUCUGCAGCAAACCAUAAGCAGGGGUUUGGUUUUUAUGGCGAAACUAACAAAGAAUUUGUUGAGGUUCAGCUAGAGCUGUGAGUAAUGCAGCUCUUUAUUUUCUUUUUAUGAACACAAGGGAAAGGGUUUUCAGGAAACCCUGUGUAACUGGAGAAAAGCUGAGGUUGUCUCUCCCCCCCCCCUUUUAUUUAGAACAACAAAACAGCCAAUAAUCAAACAAGCCUUUUAAAGCAUCUAUGAGGUUUUAUAUUCACAAGGUUAGAGUUGGUUUCCCUGGCUGAUCAUGUGUAUCGCUCUUUGAUUUAUAAAUGGGGCCGAGGGAAAACCUAGAAUCUGAGAAAGAGGAGGAAAAGAUAUUUUGCAGUCCUGGUUGAAUCAGGGAGGCACCUCAAUAUGCUCUUAGAUUCCCUUGAAACCAAUAGAUUCUUAAUUGUGGCCUUCAUUGGGAAUCAGUUUCUUGCAGAUAUUUACAUGAACUUGAAGUACUACUACUUCAGGGAGUUUAUUCAUUAGUGGGGGCAUUUAGGAAUACAGCCUUAAUUCUACAACAAAAGAUUGCCUUGAUUAAGGCUAUGUUGAUGUACCUGGGAAAGACCCCAUUCUAUCCUGCAUCCAGUUUAGAUUCAAGGAUUUAGACUCCCCUGGUCGCACACAAUCACUCUGUUGAAAGUGCUACAGUCUUAGGAACUCCUAUCUAGAAAAGGUCCUGUGGAAUUCUGUAGAAUCUGGUUCCUGAUAAGGAAAGGUUUUUUCAGCUUAAGGAAAUGCUGGAAUUGAUGUGUCUUAUUCAUAAACUGUGUUUUCUUUCAAGAUUCCCUGCAUUCCUUUCUUGAAUGAUCAGCAUAUUAAAUAUGUCUGAAGUUAAAGUUUUACAUCAUUAUAUGUAUCAUUUCAUCAAAGAGUCCACUGAUGGAAAUAAAUUGAUUUCAGAAGCCUUUCUGAAAUGCUACAUUUCACUAGCUAGCUUGCUGGAAACAUAAGGGGGUUCUAUUUAAUUUUAUCCAUUAGAUUAAUUUGAGAACUGGGGGCUUUUAACAAGCCAUACUUGGAUUUCCCCUUCCUUCUCCAGAAUGCACCAAUAUCUUUUUUAAUGAAUGGAUACCUUUACAAAAUAUUACCACUAUUAAAAAACGAAGAAUUGAAAAGGAAGGGAGAAAAGAAUUUCUAGUAUAAUACUGGGGAAUAAACAGCAAGAAAAAUGUUCCACUGAUUCAUUUGUAAUAUCUGAUUUUCCUGUUUCUGAUACUUUGGUUUCUUUGGGAAUUUUUAAAAUGAGCAUAAGACAAGCUAAAAAUGCAUAAUGUACAUUUUGUAAAUCUGACAUUUCGUAAGAAAAUAUAUAUGUAUUUAUGUUUUUACUUAACUUUUUUGUUUUCAAAAUUUCUCUGUAAGACGCAUUUCUUGUA
Molecule: messenger RNA, 4768 nt
Organism: Notechis scutatus (mainland tiger snake)
Lineage: Eukaryota; Metazoa; Chordata; Lepidosauria; Squamata; Elapidae
Gene: FZD7
Product: frizzled class receptor 7
Biological process (GO): canonical Wnt signaling pathway; non-canonical Wnt signaling pathway
Cellular component (GO): plasma membrane
Molecular function (GO): Wnt receptor activity; Wnt-protein binding
Source: RefSeq, a predicted model, not a curated record